CGGCCACGUUGUGUGGUGUCGCUGUGCUAUUGUGUUGAUUAGGUAAUGAUACAUGGUUGUGCUGGCUGUCGUCCUCGUUGUCAAGCCAGAUGUGACCAACCGAGUUUCCAACCCACUUUACAACCCUGGCAGUACGAUCUUAUCCAACAUUUUAUCAUCAUUGCCUCGGACAGCUGGAAGUACUGGGAGUUGCUUCAUUGCACUGCUGAUCAUCAUGACCUGUCAUGUCAACCAAGCUGAGUCAUCCAACUUAUAUUGUUUUAAAUACAGGGGUUAGAAAUCUUCACUAACCCAAUGUCUAAAGCUCAGUACCGCCCCCUUGGAAAGUCUGGUCUCUUUGUCUCUGUGCCAAUCCUUGGUGCGAUGAGCUUUGGCUCUCCGAAAUGGGCUCCAUGGGUACUUGACGAGGAGCCCUCUAUCGAAAUAAUGAAGGCUGCUUGGGACCUUGGUAUCAACACCAUCGACACCGCCAACAUAUACUCAAAUGGCCAGUCAGAGCGCCUCGUCGCCAAGUUCAUCAAAAAGUACAGCAUCCCUCGCGCUCAGAUCAUAAUCGCCACGAAGUGCUAUGGCCUUGUCGCAAAUGAUCCUUCCGUCCCAUCGUUCUUCAUGCCAGAUCUUAAGAAGCUGCCCGAGUACGUCAACCAAUCUGGCCUGUCUCGCGCUGCAAUUUUCAACGCUGUCGACGCGUCCCUCGCUCGUCUCGAAACCUCAUACAUUGAUCUCUUGCAAAUCCAUCGCUUCGACCCUUCAGUCACCCCUGAGGAGACCAUGAAAGCACUUCACGACCUCGUGCAGAGCGGCAAAGUCCGUUAUCUCGGUGCCAGUUCUAUGUGCUGCUGGCAGUUUGCCAUGUUGAAUGACGUGGCCGCUCGCAAUGGUUGGACGACCUUUGUCAGCAUGCAGGAUGAGUACUCGUUACUCUAUCGCGAGGAGGAACGCGAGAUGCUCGCUUAUUGCAAAUAUAACGGUAUCGGUGUCAUCCCCUGGGCUCCUCUAUCUUCUGGUCUUCUCGCACGUCCCGUUGGCACAGAGACAGCGCGUCUCAGUUCUACUAAGGGAACUGUUUUUGAGAUAAAGGCGACCCGUACGGAUGCGGCUAUUAUCAACCGCGUCGAAGAGCUUUCCAAGAAGAAAAACUGCAAGAUGAGCCAGAUUGCGCUGGCCUGGGUUGCAUCAAAGGUGUCGAGCCCUAUCGUCGGUAUCAGCUCUAUACAGAGGUUGCAGGAGAGUAUCAUCGAGGGAAUUGAGCUUACCCCGGAGGAGAUAAAGUACCUGGAGGAGCCGUAUGAGCCCAAGGCCAUUCGUGGGCACCUUUAGGUGAUUCCAGUCAACUUACAGCGCUAAAGAAGAGAUAUCAGUCAAAAUCUGUAGCGCUUUGUAUCACAAAUUAACGCACUGAGUGAAGAAUGAUUAUUGAUUUCGAAAUCCUACAAGCGUUAGUCUUAAAUAAAAAACUUGAUUUCAGGUAUUACACUUGCGCAACACUUGACGCAUUUGGUACGAAACCACGGUAGGUGGUACACUGAUAACUUAUAAGUACACUGAUUGUAAGUAGUCGGGAUCGAUGUAGACAACCGAUCCCUCGGGUAUGUUCGGAAACUCAAC
Suillus bovinus is the source of this 1608-nucleotide messenger RNA. RefSeq names its product NADP-dependent oxidoreductase domain-containing protein. The transcript is spliced from 6 exons. NCBI's taxonomy places the organism in Eukaryota, Fungi, Basidiomycota, Agaricomycetes, Boletales, Suillaceae. The coding region runs from base 295 to 1320 and encodes 341 amino acids. The record is from RefSeq and is a predicted model, not a curated record.